CUAAGAUCGUUAUUACCGUGCUGUCUGAAUUAUUUUGUACACACAGUAAGUUAGCCACGCUCAUGCAUUCAGCACCUAGUAUAUCCUACUGACGAAGAAACCUUCACAUUAGCAACUUUUCUUUUCAUGACUGACAACCCAGAGCGUUCAAUUCCAAAAUAGCGCGUUUCUGACCCUAUUGGCUGGCAUCCAUGGUCCAUGUUUUGUCAUCAAUUUGAUGUCUAUGGCUACCCACCAAAGGAGACUUGAACAAAAUGUUACUCGGUGAGUCAACACAGUGCCCUUGGCCACAGGUAAAGUUGCUGUCCAAGCAUACCUCCUACCAUGGACCACAACUUUGUUUACCAAGCAAGUGUAUUGUAUUUCGUAUAGCAGGUGUAUAAAGGAGCAGAGAGCUUGCUCUCAAGCCCACACCCUAGAACACAAAGAUAUAGUAGAAGCUUUUCUCCUUCAAAUGGGCCGCUUCUUGCCAUGGGGAUGCUUGCUCCUGGUCCUGUGCGUAGUUCACUCCAUGCUUCCGAGUUCUUCAGGCUGCUUCAUGGAGGAAAGGGCGGCCCUCAUGGAUAUUAGCUCUUGGUUCAUGAGCGCACACUCCGAGGUUCCCACUUCGUGGGGACACGGUGAUGACUGCUGCUCGUGGAAAAAGAUCACUUGCGACAACAUCACACGACGAAUAUUGCGUCUCGAUCUUUCCUAUCUCUACCAGGAAAUCCCUACCCGUAAUAGUGAUGGUUCCAUGUCAAUCAAAUUUACGGAAGUUGCAUGCUGGAACCUCAACUUGACAAUCUUUUCUUCUUUCCGGGAGCUUCAGCUGCUAGAUUUCUCGGCAAAUUUCGCUUGCUUACAAAAUUUCGACGGUCUACAAGGAUUGAGCAAGCUCAAGUAUCUCAACCUCAGUGACAACAGUUUCAUAGGGAAUAUCCCAGAAUCUCUCAGCAACUUGGUUUCUCUGGAGGCCAUAAAUCUCAAGGAAAAUAACAUGAGUGGGGCUCUUCAGAAUAUAGGUUUAGAAAAUCUCCAGAACCUGCGAGAAUUGCAUUUGGGAUCCAAUCGAUUGAAUGGUAGCCUCCCAGCAUCCUUAUUUGCCCUUCCAUGCCUUGAGUACCUGGAUCUUUCAGAAAACCUUUUUGAAGGACAUAUACCUAUAAACUCAUCUUGGAAUUGUUCCUCGUUGCUUCAAACUAUCCGGUUAUCCGGAAACAAGCUAAGUGGUAAAUUUGAUUUCUUCUGGCUAAGAAACUGUGCCGAGCUCAAACAGAUAGAUCUGUCAAGAAAUACUGAUUUGGUUGUUCUAGCGAAAAUGCAUGGUUGGGCACCUAAAUUUAAAUUGAGAACACUAAUGCUUUCUUCGUGUAACCUUGAUAAGAGCAUGAUUACAGAGCCACAUUUCCUACGCACACAGCAUCAUCUGCAGUUUCUUGAUUUGUCCAACAAUAAUUUGCCUGGAAGCAUGCCCAAUUUUCUGUUCACAAAUGAAGCGGCACUAGUUUACCUGGAUCUUUCAAACAACUUCUUAGUUGGAUCAUUAUACCCCAUUUGGCAAAACCAAACUAAUCUUCAACUAGUGAACGUAUCUCUGAACCAUAUUGAAGGACAGCUGCCAGCCAAUAUCAGUUCCAUGUUUCCCGAACUGUGGAUUCUCGAUGUUUCUCAUAAUAAUAUAUCUGGAGUUGUGCCAUCUUCAUUGUGCAACAUUGGCAGCAUUGGACUUAUGGAUCUGUCAAAUAAUAAAUUUACAGGAGAGGUACCAUCUUGCUUGUUCACUGAUUGUUCUGCUUUGAAUGUAUUGAAGCUUUCAAACAAUAACCUCGGGGGUGUAAUACUCAAUGGGGUUAGUAACCUGUCAGUUGCGGCAGAAAUAUACCUAGACAACAACAAAUUUGAAGGGGCUCUACCUAGAAAUCUGUCUGGUAAUGUCCAAAUCAUGGAUUUACAUGAUAACCAUAUGUCAGGAGCACUGGACAUUUCAUUAUGGAAUCUUACUUCACUGGCAGCUUUGAGCCUAGCUAGAAAUAGUUUAACCGGUGACAUUCAUCCAGAAAUUUGUGAAUUAACAAGUCUUCAGAUGUUAGAUCUAUCGGAUAACUAUUUUCUAGGGCUUAUACCACACUGCAGCAGUACAUUACCACUCCGGUUUCUGAAUAUAUCUGGGAAUUCACUGUCAGGCUCUCCAAAUGCAUUUUUCAACAGCUCCUUCAUUACAGCUUUGGAUCUAAGCCGGAAUCAGUUCGCAGGCAACCUUGACUGGAUACGAUAUCUUUCUGAAAUCAGUCUACUGUUGUUAGGAAGAAAUAAGUUUGAGGGACAGAUCUCAUCAAAUCUCUGUCGUCUCCAAUACUUGAGUAUAAUUGACAUCUCUCAUAACAAACUCUCGGGUUAUGUACCACGGUGUAUUGGUGGCAUCCCAUUUGUUGAAGCUUAUACAUUUUACUGGCCCAGUAUCAACCAUAACUCUUUUGGAGGGAACUUUGGUGUGUUCGAUGAUAUGGGCUUCUUAUAUAACAGUGAUUACGAACUCCAAGGCUUCACAUUUACCACUAAAGGGAACCCAUACACAUACGGACAGAACUUCUUCAUGUCGAUGUCUGGCAUUGACUUAUCUGCAAACAUGCUGUCAGGAGAGAUUCCGAUGGAGAUGGGGAAUUUGAGCCACAUCAAGUCUCUCAACUUGUCGAACAAUUUCUUUACUGGCUCUAUCCCUGCAACCUUCGCAAACUUGAGCGAGAUUGAGAGCUUAGACCUAUCAGAAAACAGGCUGAGCGGAUCAGUGCCAUGGCAGUUAACUCGGCUAUCAUCCCUAGAGGUGUUUUCUGUGGCAUACAACAAUUUAUCGGGGUGUCUACCAGCCAGCGGUCAGUUCAGCACAUUCGAUAUGGACAGUUACAAAGGGAACAACAACCUUAGAUCAUGCACUUCAAGUUCAGGUCCCAUGGCACCAAAUGGUGUUGCAAGAAGUGUGGCUGAUGAUUCUGACCCGAUCCUUUACGUGGUCGGUGCCAUUUCAUUCGUCUUGGCAUUUUGGGCCACUGUCGCAUUCGUAUUUUGCCAUGCAUUUGGACGGCGUGUUGUACUCAAACUGUAAUAGGUAAAGAGACGGAGGGCUAGCAAAUACUGGUGAAUGGCGACGAUUUACACAGCAGAAAUAUUUGUAAACUAUGCUUUAAUAAUCUGCUUUCCUGGUCUGUUGUAAACUAUGCUAUCAUUUGUUGCUUUAUGGAAGCUUUGUCUCAGCAGAUAUAUUUCCAAUUUGUUCUUGUGUA
Molecule: messenger RNA, 3260 nt
Organism: Aegilops tauschii subsp. strangulata
Lineage: Eukaryota; Viridiplantae; Streptophyta; Magnoliopsida; Poales; Poaceae
Molecular function (GO): protein binding
Source: RefSeq, a predicted model, not a curated record